This is a messenger RNA of Planococcus citri (citrus mealybug), 1845 nucleotides long. RefSeq lists its product as uncharacterized. The record is from RefSeq and is a predicted model, not a curated record. The transcript is spliced from 12 exons. The coding region runs from base 237 to 1664 and encodes 475 amino acids. Lineage: Eukaryota; Metazoa; Arthropoda; Insecta; Hemiptera; Pseudococcidae.
UUCAACUUUGAACUUUGUAAUCAAUCAAGAAAUGUAAAUAAAGAAAAAUCUUUUUCACUUUACAGAAAGCUUAGUUCAAAAAAUAAUGAUUUACUGAAUUGCUAAACUGUUGUUUGCCAUUGCACUCAAUCAAAACUCAAACUCAUAAGAAUCAAAACAAGUUCUCACUUGAUUUCUGAACAGCUUGUAGUAAAAUUGACCUGACUAAACCGAACAAAAUUUGAAAAUUUUCCAAGAUGAAUCAGUGUGAAGACGAAUGGCAAGAAGUACAACUGCGUUUCAAAAAAGAAGGCCUAGAUUUCAACGCUAUGAAGCCAGACGAUCGACUGAUUCAUAUAUGGAGGUGGUUGGUCGACGCCGAGAUCAAUUUAAAGAAUUCCCGAAGAAUAUGCGAAAAAUUACGUGAACAGCAGAAUGAAGAGCUUGAAGAGAUGGAAAAUUACAUGGGUAAAGUUCGAGAACUAUCCGAAAAACGCACCAUUAAUAUGGAAAAUGAAAGCACCCGACUAAAUGAACAACUAGAAGCCAUAUCCAGCAUAUUGUCAGGAGUAGUACUGCAGGGUGAAACUGUAGUCGAAAAGAUCACUAAUUUAGUAUCAGAUUAUUCCAGAUUAACCGAAGAAGUUCAAGUACUGAAUAAAUUGAAAUUGAAUAAUCCACAGAAUGAAGAUCUCAUUUCAGAAAUGAUAUCGAUAUCCACUGAGAAAGAAAUGUUGAAAAGAGAAGUAAUUGAGCUUUCAGAGCGAAUGCAACUGCUUCAAAAAAGUUCCCGAGAGCUUGCAUUGGAUAACGAAAAAUUAGCUUUCAAGUUAUCGGAAGCUUUUGCUGAAUUAGAAGAAAAAGAAGUACGGUUAGCUAACAGAAAAAAAAUGCUAUUUUUUAUUUAUACGAAGAUACCGAAGAAUGGCUGUAAUUUGAAUGAUUUCUAUCAGCGCGAGUUUACUACUAUUUAUUCGGGCGAACAUAGCGUUUUCAAUUCAAUGACGUGUUCGAAACAUUGCGAAUCCAAUAAAUCGACAUUAUCACGUUUAGAGAUCGAAAAUAUGAAUCAAGUUGACAAGUGCAGUUCUGAAAAGAAAGACUAUCGUGAUUCGGAUUCUCCGAGUUUAAUCUUAAAUGACAUGACUGAUUACAAAGCGACUUCCAAAUUGAGCAGUUUAAUGAGCUCGUGUCACGAAAUCGCCAGACUGGAAGAAAAUAAGAAAUUACAAUCUGAAUGUGAAUCAAUGAAAACACGAAUCGAAUCGCUCGGAGAAAAGUACAAUAAUCUAGCCUUGAAAUACAUUCAGUUGAAAUCUAAAAGAAAAUUUCAAAUUGAAGAAUUACGGGGUCGCCUGGAUGCUAGUCAAUGUCAAAUACAAACUUUACAAGUCCAACUGAGUGUUCAAAGGCAACGUCUUCGAGCUGAGGAAAUUUUUCGUAAACAAAUCGAAGCUGAUUUGAGAAAAAUUCAAGAUGAAAAACGUAACAUUAUUGUUAGGUUAAUGAAUUCGGAAAUGGAGCAAAAAGAAACCAAUAGAGAAAUCGUCAUUUUGCAGAAAAAAAUAGCCAUGCUGGAUUCGGCUAAUUCCGAUUUACUUGCUAAAUUACUGCAACUCAAAUACAAAGAACCGUCUGCAUCUAAAAUUUCUUGCGAUAAUAUUCUUCCGAUUGGAUCUGUUUAAUUUGUUCUUCCUUUUUUUUUGUACUACUUAAUGCAUAUUUUUCAUGUUCAUUUUGCCAAUCUUUUCCUUUUGUACAAUAUUCCAUUAUCUCGAAGUAUCAUUAUUCAUUAUUAUACCUGCGUAGUCAUUUAUUGAAUGUAUUUUUUUUUUUUUUUGAAAUAUAAUAUUAGUUUUGAUUGGA